Messenger RNA from Xylaria bambusicola, 366 nucleotides. RefSeq lists its product as uncharacterized. The coding region runs from base 27 to 239 and encodes 70 amino acids. The transcript has a single exon. NCBI's taxonomy places the organism in Eukaryota, Fungi, Ascomycota, Sordariomycetes, Xylariales, Xylariaceae. The record is from RefSeq and is a predicted model, not a curated record.
ACGCAGACAACCUCGAUAACCAACACAUGCUUGUCGAUCUUCUUACCUGCUUGCCUGUCCUCGCCUGCCCUAUUUCCCAAUAUGAUGUGCGUGGUGUACAUACCCGCAUCCAUACUAAUAACCAUCUGUUAAGUCGCGUGUCUGUCCGGAAGAAACCUGCAUGCAUAGGUACCUUAGUGUACAUGCUAGCUGGACACAGGCUCCACUGCCGGUGCUGGUCCGAUUUUGCUCUUCCGUGAUCCGGAUCCGCGGAGCUCCAGACUCAUUAUGAAUUGGUUUGUUACCUCGUCGGCCACCUAUGGACAGAAUGGUUGUGCCCACGUCGGAAAGUGCUAGCCUAGGUACUUUUCAUCUCAUGUCACCUCG